CCAUGGCUGCUCACUGCCCACGUCUUGGUCUGACACACGCGACACCCGUCCGCGACGGCCAGAUAGACAAUGGACGUGGACAUUGCAUUGCGAAGAAGACGUGGGCUCAACCCACAGGCGGAGCAUUUCUGCCUGCAAACCACAGCCCUCAACACCUUUGAAGCAUCCCCAAGGCCAGCCAAUUCCAGGCUGCGGACGCUUGACCGUCGCCAGCCAGCAGCAAGGCUUUUAGGCAGUGUGCAUGCAGUUGGAGCAAUCACAGCAUGUCUUUAUUUGCACGACAGCCCGCCCAUGAAUCCACUCGAGUAUUUCACUGCAGCGCGCAUCCUGGGUGGCUGCAACUCUUCAAUUACCGUGCCCAGGAGACGUGCAGAUUGGACGUGCAAAGGGCAUUGAACAGAGAGAGAGAGAGGCAUUGGCAUGGCUAUGCUGUCCUG
Molecule: messenger RNA, 437 nt
Organism: Cucurbitaria berberidis CBS 394.84
Lineage: Eukaryota; Fungi; Ascomycota; Dothideomycetes; Pleosporales; Cucurbitariaceae
Exons: 1
Coding region: 70-396 (108 amino acids)
Source: RefSeq, a predicted model, not a curated record